AUGUUAGAUCAAAGAGCAAUUUGGUCAUCUGUUAAAAAUGUAUCUGUUUUUACUGCUAAAAAUUGGUCCUUAUGUAUUAGCGUGAGGUGGUCAGCCAUUGCUGCCAUGUUACCAGGAAGAACAGACAAUGAAAUAAAGAAUCAUUGGCACACAAAUCUCAAGAAGCACGUUAAACAUAAGCCCUCAACCACGAAAUUUCACGAUAAAUACACCAACAAUCAAAACCUAAACGACGAUCAUCUUCAAAUAAACCCCAUCAUUCCGCCAUUGAUCCUCGAAAGCUCACCACCACCACCAUUAUCAACCAAUACACAAAGCCCCUUCACCACUACAGAUAAUUCAGUUGAAUCGACCAAAGCUGACUCUGUUUCUGAUUUUUGGUCCGAACCAUUUCUGUUAGACAUUUUGUCGGACGAUUUGCCGACGAUGGGUGCUUCCGCAGGCUUUGAAUUGGAUCUUCUUGAUGGAGAAAUCUUAUCACCCUUCGGUUUCUACGAUCAUCUUGACCCCUUCAGCUUCUAA
Gossypium arboreum is the source of this 522-nucleotide messenger RNA. Its product is annotated as transcription factor MYB30-like. The transcript is spliced from 2 exons. The coding region runs from base 1 to 522 and encodes 173 amino acids. NCBI's taxonomy places the organism in Eukaryota, Viridiplantae, Streptophyta, Magnoliopsida, Malvales, Malvaceae. The record is from RefSeq and is a predicted model, not a curated record.